AGGGACUUCAUUAGAAGCCAAAUUAUUCAAGGAAUGAUGGCAUCGCAAGAGACAACUUUUGCUUUACUGGGUAACACUUUUUUCCUCCUGGUACGUCGUCCGAGGUAUUGGAGGGACAUACGAACAGAAGUUCUCAAGAAAGGUGAUGACAUACUCAAUUUCGAUGGUCUCCUAAGUUCAAGGACCUUACAGAAGAGUCUAGUAGAAGCAUCCUACGUUCUUACUAGAGUGGCCAGACAGUUUGAAAAGUUAGAAAGUAGAGAUGAUGAGCCGUGGAAAGGCGAGAUGAAGUCAACUUAUAAAAGUGCAAAUGGGUCUAAGGUCGCUUUUCAUAAAUCAUAAGAGUGGCGAUUUCCACGGCAGAGUAGAAUCUUAUGGGACAGUCGUUAUUGAAUGGCGUUAAAUUGGAUAAAGAACGAUCCUGUUAGCAAUACUUCAAUUUUGCUUAUUAUAAUUCCUCCUCGUCUUAUAAAAAGACUCAUCUGGGGCGUAACCUAUACGAUAGAGUUGCCUCUGUAUUGUGAAUCACAACUUAGCCAUAAUAUAGGUGAUC
This is a messenger RNA of Daldinia loculata, 553 nucleotides long. RefSeq lists its product as uncharacterized. Gene Ontology annotation, molecular function: iron ion binding; monooxygenase activity; oxidoreductase activity, acting on paired donors, with incorporation or reduction of molecular oxygen. Lineage: Eukaryota; Fungi; Ascomycota; Sordariomycetes; Xylariales; Hypoxylaceae. Bases 34 to 342 code for a protein of 102 amino acids. The transcript has 2 exons. The record is from RefSeq and is a predicted model, not a curated record.